AUGUUACGUGCAGCUCAGGGGUCUGUGAGCUCUGUGGUCAUGGGCAGCAUUAAGCAGCUGCCUCUGCUGCUGCGUCUGGUGCCCUCUCUCCCCACCCCGCCGUGCCCCGAGGCCACUGUGCCCGCCUCGGACGUGCCGGCUCUGUUCCGUGAGCCCUACAUCCUGUCGGGCUACCGGCCGGUGGGCCAGCCGUGGCCCUGUUACGUCCUCAGCCUCUUCCAGUGUCACAACGAGUCUCUGAACGUGUGGACGCACCUGCUGGCGUCGGGGGCCGUGCUGCUGCGUUUUGCGCUGUUCGCCAGCGGUGCCGGGCGCGAGGCCGUCACGCUGCCUCUUUGCCUCUACGCCGCGUCGGCCCUGACCUACCUGUCCUGCAGCGCCACCGCACACCUGCUGCAGUCCCACUCCGAGCUGGCCCACUACUCCCUAUUCUUCCUAGACUACAUGGGCGUGGGCGCAUACCAGUACGGCUGCGCCCUGGCCCACUACUUCCACUGCUCCGAGGAAGCGUGGAAGCGGGGCCCCCUGGGGCCACUUCUCCUGCCCCUUGUCUUCCUGUUCAGCUGGAUGUCGUGUGCCAGCUGCUGCUUCGCAAAGCUCCGCUACCGCCGGCCCUACCCGUUCCGCAGGAAGCUCUUCCAGAUUGUGCCCACCGGUCUGUCCUACAUCCUGGUCAUCAGCCCCGUGGUACACCGUCUGGCCAGCCAGCCCUGGACCCAGCCGGCGCUGCUGCUCCAUGCCCUGCACAUGGCCUUCUUCCUGCAGGCUGCCUUCUUCUUCGCCUGGCCUGUGCUCGAGCGCUUAUUCCCAGGGAGGUGUGACAUCGUGGGCCAGGCCCACCAGAUCUUCCAUGUCUUCAUGAUCCUGUGCACCAUGUGCCAAUUGGAGGCAGUGUGUACGGACGUCCUGCAGCAGCGUGGCGCGGCGCUGCCUGUGCACGAGCACCAGAGCUCCAUGCUUGCAGGAGGAUCUUUCUUUGCGCUGGUGCUGUGUUGUGCUCUGACGGCAGCCCUGAUGAGUAGGAGAGUCCAAAGACAGCUGCAGAAGGAAGAGUAA
Messenger RNA from Electrophorus electricus (electric eel), 1056 nucleotides. The record is from RefSeq and is a predicted model, not a curated record. Lineage: Eukaryota; Metazoa; Chordata; Actinopteri; Gymnotiformes; Gymnotidae.